Trypanosoma cruzi is the source of this 534-nucleotide messenger RNA. Its product is annotated as cyclophilin A. Lineage: Eukaryota; Euglenozoa; Kinetoplastea; Trypanosomatida; Trypanosomatidae. The record is from RefSeq and is a predicted model, not a curated record. Bases 1 to 534 code for a protein of 177 amino acids. The transcript has a single exon. Gene Ontology annotation, biological process: protein folding; protein peptidyl-prolyl isomerization. Gene Ontology annotation, molecular function: peptidyl-prolyl cis-trans isomerase activity.
AUGUCGUACAAGCCGCAUCACGCCACCGUACCGACCAACCCGAAGGUCUUCUUCGACGUCAGCAUUGGUGGCCAAUCAGCCGGACGUGUUGUCUUCGAGCUCUUCGCCGACGCCGUUCCCAAGACGGCUGAGAACUUCCGGGCACUUUGCACCGGUGAGAAGAACUUUGGCUACGCUGGAAGCGGCUUUCAUCGCAUUAUCCCCCAGUUCAUGUGCCAGGGGGGUGACUUCACCAAUCACAACGGCACUGGCGGCAGGUCUAUCUACGGUGAGAAAUUUGCCGACGAGUCCUUUGCUGGCAAGGCUGGCAAGCACUUCGGCCUCGGUACGCUUUCCAUGGCGAAUGCUGGCCCAAAUACUAACGGCUCCCAGUUCUUUAUUUGCACUGCACCCACACAGUGGCUUGACGGCAAGCAUGUCGUCUUUGGCCAGGUGCUGGAAGGCAUUGAAGUCGUUAAGGCAAUGGAAGCCGUUGGCUCCCAGACGGGCAAGACGAGCAAGCCGGUGAAGAUUGAGGCCUCUGGUCAACUUUAA